AUGACACAGGGACUGGAGAAGUGGAGUGGCAGCAGCCUCUCAGCCGUGCCUCCACCAGGACUGCUUCCAAGAAAGAACAGGGCAGAUCCACCCCCACUCUACAUCAACGGAAACCGUGUGGAGAGGGUCCACAGCUUCACCCUCCUGGGCACCACCAUCUCUGCUGACCUCACAUGGACGAACAACACCACGACUGUCAUCCGGAAGGCCCAGCAGCGCCUGCACUUCCUGAGGAAACUUAGGAGGAACGACGUCAGCCAGGAGCUGCUGGUAACCUUCUACCGCUCAACCAUCGAGAGCAUCCUGUCAUACUGCAUCACAGUGUGGUUCUCCCACUGCACUGAAGCAGAACGGCAGAGCCUCCAGAGAGUGGUCAAGACAGCGCAGAGGAUCAUCGGCUGCCCCCUCCCCUCACUGAAGGACAUACACCAGUCACGCUGCCUCAGCAGAGUGACUAGCAUCACCAACGACUCCACCCAUCCUGCUUUCCCUCUGUUUGAACUGUUGCCCUCUGGAAGGAGGUCACAGAAUGGACUAAGUGCGGGUGGCACAACUGAAGUCAUCAGCGACCCAUGCAGUGCUGGCCGGAUUCUGGCAGAGGAGCCGCCAGUCCUUGAAGCACCUGAUGCCAUGGAGAAGACUGCUGUCAGACUGAGAUGUCUCGUGAAGCUGCUGGAGAGGGGCCAGGUACCUGUAGCUGACCUGAAGAAAAAUCUGGAGCACGCUGCCUCAGUUCUUGAAUACAUGUGCACCGAGGAAACCAGGCAACCAGUGGACCCGGAGAACGAGCUGGAUGAUAUCAAAACGGAUUCAGUGCCAGUGGAGGUACGGGACUGGCUCACCUUUACAUUUACCCAGCAGAAGGGCCUGGUGCUGACCCGAAAAGAGGAAAAGCAGCGCUUCCGCAGUAUUGUCCAUGCAGUGCAAGCUGGCAUCUUUGUAGAAAGGAUGUACAGACGAAACUCCAACUUAACCAGUCUCAUCUAUCCUCCAAAUGUCAUCACAGCUCUUAAGCAUGUGGACAUGUGGUCAUUCGACGUGUUUGCAUUGAAUGAGGCCAGUGGAAACCAUGCUCUGAAGUUUGUCUUCUAUGAUCUGCUCACCAGAUAUAACCUCAUAAACUUCUUCAAGAUCCCCGUGUCUGCAUUGGUGUCGUUUGUGGACUCAUUGGAAGUGGGCUACAGUACACACAAAAACCCAUACCACAACCUGGUCCACGCUGCAGACGUUACUCAAACCCUUCAUUACUUGCUGAUCAAAACUGGCAUUUUGCACUGGCUAAACGAGCUGGAGAUCUUUGCUGUCCUUUUUGCUGCUGCCAUCCAUGACUAUGAGCACACGGGGACCACCAAUAACUUUCACAUACAAACCAGGUCAGACACAGCCCUUCUGUACAACGAUCGAGCUGUUCAGGAGAACCACCACAUCAGCGCCACCUAUCGCCUUCUACAGAGAGAGGACGACAAGAACAUCUUCUUGAAUCUGUCCAAAGAUGAAUGGAGAGAGCUGCGGAGUCUUGUUGUGGACAUGGUGCUGGCCACUGAUAUGUCCUGCCACUUCCAACAGAUCAAAGGCAUGAAAAACCUGAUGCUUCAGCAUGAGCAGCCAGACAAGCCCAAGGCGCUGUCCCUGCUGCUGCACACUGCGGACAUCAGCCAUCCGGCCAAACACUGGGGCCUGCACCAUCGCUGGACCGCCUUUCUGCUGGAGGAGUUCUUCAGACAGGGGGAUAAAGAGGCAGAACUUGGUCUUCCCUUCUCUCCUCUUUGUGACCGUAAAUCCACCAUGGUGGCUCAGUCCCAAAUUGGAUUCAUCGACUUCAUUGUGGAACCAACAUUCUCAGUGGUAACGGAAAUGAUUGAGACAAUUACAACAGCACUUCCUCAGGAGACACCUGAAACGGGUCGGACCACCAUGAAACACGCCAGCAGCCAUGACACUGCUAGAGGUGAGGAAAAGAGUGGAGUGGACAUCAGUGGCUUCAAAAGCACAUGGAACCAAGAGAUUCAUAACAACAGAGAGACGUGGAAGGGUCUGGCAGCUACAGACCUGGAAGCUGCUCAGAUGAAAGGUCAAGACAAUAGCUGUGAAGAAAACCACCCAAAAGAGACGAAAGAGCCCAGGACGAGUUCUGGCAGAGCGGGUCGAGGCUGGAAUCCAAUCAAAACAGAGCCUCAGACUAACUCAUCUUUGAGUGAUGGCUUCAAGAAACCCAGCUACUGUGCAAGCUCCUACCAGCUGACACGAUCACAGCUUUGUGACAGGAAACCCCUCGAUGCCCGGGCCAGGAUCAGGAGACUGCAGCGCUUCUCCAUUCAUCGCAAAAAGUAGUCCUGUGGCUUAGUCUGGUCAGCGGUGUCUUCACAAGAGGCUGCUGAUCAAUGCAGGGGCCACAGUGCCUGAACAGUGGUGUGCUCAUUUACAAACGGACAUUGUUGACACAGAUGUCAAACCCUUAAAACUUCAGGUUCUAGCUGCCAAACCCUCCUCUGCUCUUCACAGUUCUAUUCUUGGUUUGCUCUGCAGAUCAUAAUCCUCCAGCAGAUCCUGCGACUUCACAGCAUUGUUGUCGGUGCAGGAUAUGGGGAGCUUUGGUGUUUAGUGCUGUUUUUAUUAUUUUUCAAGUUUUUUUAAUUCUUUUUUCAAAUGGCUAUUUCAUCUUGUAAAAAGUGUGGUGCAGUUGCCUACAUUGUAAUUGUAACUGGUAAGGAAUUUAAUUCAAAAAUUACCAUUCCAAUCGCAUACUCGAGUUUACAGCCAGCCUGAAGCAGUAAAUCUGCUGAUGUUCGUUUGUGCUGCUUGUCUCUUACUUCCUUGUGCAGUUUGGCAUUAAUUCAAGGUAAUAUAAUAAAUCAAUGUCUUAAA
Oryzias melastigma (Indian medaka) is the source of this 2865-nucleotide messenger RNA. RefSeq names its product phosphodiesterase 1C, calmodulin-dependent a (gene pde1ca). Bases 1 to 2331 code for a protein of 776 amino acids. Gene Ontology annotation, molecular function: methyltransferase activity; 3',5'-cyclic-nucleotide phosphodiesterase activity; 2-oxoglutarate-dependent dioxygenase activity. The record is from RefSeq and is a predicted model, not a curated record. The transcript has 17 exons. Gene Ontology annotation, biological process: signal transduction. Lineage: Eukaryota; Metazoa; Chordata; Actinopteri; Beloniformes; Adrianichthyidae.